AAAGACAGAGUACAGGUAAUGUUACGCUCGCCAUGGCGAUCUCCUUGCCAUGUAGCUCGGCUAGUUCGCCCGGCCAAGCUCAGCCCAGUUCACGCGCCUCCGCGUCCGGACUUCGACCGCCGUAACAACGGACAAUGAGAUUCUUGCUCUCUGUGCCGCUGCUGGCGGCCGCCGCCCUGGCUGCCGACCAGGGACGUCCUAGCCUCAAAAAUGCUGUCUUCAAGAAUCCGAAAGCUCCGGUCGAGGCUCGCGUGGCCGACCUCCUGUCGCGGAUGACCAUCGAGGAGAAGACGUCCCAGCUUCUUCAGGGUGACAUUCGGAACUGGAUGAACGACACCACCGGUGCUUUCAACCAAACCGGCCUGGCCUGGAGCACCCAAUAUAGGGGAGGCUCCUUCUACGUCGGCGUCGCCGUGCCGAACGAAUGGAUCUCCGAGCAGAUCAAGAAUGCCCAGGACUACAUUCAAAACAGCACCUACCUCGGCAUCCCCGCGUUCGUGCAGACCGAAGGCAUCCACGGCUUCCUUGUCUUCAAUGCGACUAUUUUCAACUCUCCUAUCGGCCAGGCCUGCUCGUGGAACCCGGAAUUGGUCGAGGAGAUGGCGAUCGCCAUCGGCAAGGAAGCCAGGGCCAUGGGCGUAAACCAGCUCUUUGCCCCCCUCGCCGACCUUGCACGCGAGCUCCGCCACGGCCGCGUCGAGGAGAUGUACGGCGAGGAUGGCUUCCUGGCGGGAGAGCUUGCCCGCGCAUAUGUCAAAGGCGUCCAGUCGACAGGCGUCAGCGCAAUGGUCAAGCACUUUGCCGCCUUUGGAGUCACAGAGCAGGGCCUGAAUACGGGCCCCGUCCACGGCGGCGAGAGGGAGCGCCGGACCACCUUCCUACCCUCGUACAAGAAGGCCAUCAUCGACGGGGGCGCCUUUGCCAUCAUGACGGCAUACCACUGCUACGACGGCAUCCCCGCCGUCGCGGACGCCCACCUGCUUACCGACAUUCUCCGCGACGAGUGGGGGUACAAGUACUUCACCAUGACCGACGCCGGCGCCUCGGACCGCCUCUGCAACGACUUCAAGAUGUGCGCGUCGAACCCCAUUGACAAGGCUGCGAUCGUGCAAUACAUCCUCCCGGCGGGCGGCGAUACCGAGAUGGGAGGCGGGUCCUACUCCUUCGAGCAGAUCCCUGCCCUGGUGUCGAGCGGCAAGCUUGACCAGAAGCUUGUCGAUACCGCUGUCUCGCGCGUCCUCAGGGCCAAGUUCGAACUCGGCCUCUUCGAGAACCCGUUCCCGGGCCUCCCGUCCAGCCAGUGGAACACGACCAUCCAUACAGCUGAGCACGUGGCCCUCGCGAAGAAACUCGACGAGGAAUCCAUCGUGCUUCUCGAGAACCACAACAAGGUGCUGCCCCUGCGCAAAAACGCGUCCGUCGCUGUCAUCGGGCCGAUGGCACAUGGCUUCAUGAACUACGGCGACUACGUGAUUGCUAAUUCUUCCACCCGGGGCGUCACCCCUCUCGACGGCAUCCAAGCCGUGAGCACGGGCAAGGUCACGUAUGCCAAGGGCUGCGAGCGCUGGUCUACAUCCCAGGAUGGUUUCCCCGAGGCUGUUGCGGCCGCCGAGGCUGCUGACGUCGCUGUCGUUGUGGUGGGCACAUGGAGUCGCGACCAGAACGAGUUGUGGGAGGGUCUCAACGCCACGACCGGCGAGCACGUCGAUGUCGACAACCUUGACCUGGUUGGCGCCCAGGAGCCACUCGUGCGCGCCAUCGUCGCGACGGGGAAGCCCACCGUCGUUGUCUUCUCGUCCGGCAAGCCCAUCACGGCUCCGUGGAUCUCGGAGAACGCGGCAGCGCUAGUGCAGCAGUUCUACCCCUCCGAACAGGGAGGCGCCGCGCUGGCGUCGGUUCUUUUCGGUGAUGUGAACCCUAGCGGCAAGCUCGCCGUCAGCUUUCCCCGCAGCGUCGGUGACCUGCCCGUCUACUACGACCACCUCAAUUCGGGCCGCGACGCGUUCCCGGACGCCGGCGUGGCCUACGAGAAUGGCACGCUCGUCUUUGGUCAUCAGUAUGUCCUGGGCAACCCGACGCCUCUGUAUGAGUUCGGCUACGGCCUCAGCUACUCCACCUUUGUCUACAGCGACGUCGCCGCGGACAAACACACGGUGAGCGCCGAGGACACCGUCACCAUCAGCGUCACGGUGAAGAAUGUGUCGGACAGGGACGGAAAGGAGGUGGUCCAGCUGUACGUGAAGGACUUGAUUGCCAGUGUGGUCGUGCCCAACAUUCAGUUGAAGGGGUUCCAAAAGGUCUCCCUGAAGGCCGGGGAGAGCAAACGAGUUAGCAUCAAGGUCAGCAUGCAGGACCUUGGCGUGUGGGACGUGAGGAUGAAGUACGUUGUUGAGCCAGGAGACUUUCUGUUUAUUGUCGGCGCCUCGAGCAGCGAUUUCAGAGGCAAUGUUACUGUCACGCUCAAGUAGGCAGGAUCAAGAGGUGACGUAAUCGAGUGUAGACUAGGAUUAACAAGUAGUUCAUUUUGUUGCGAAGAUGGAACGGGUGUAAUCAAUUGGGGCAGGCCAACAUCCCACAGCCGCCACGCAGGUGAGCUCC
Messenger RNA from Thermothielavioides terrestris NRRL 8126, 2598 nucleotides. Its product is annotated as glycoside hydrolase family 3 protein. Bases 135 to 2468 code for a protein of 777 amino acids. Lineage: Eukaryota; Fungi; Ascomycota; Sordariomycetes; Sordariales; Chaetomiaceae. Gene Ontology annotation, biological process: glucan catabolic process. The record is from RefSeq and is a predicted model, not a curated record. The transcript is spliced from 2 exons. Gene Ontology annotation, molecular function: beta-glucosidase activity.